Xyrauchen texanus (razorback sucker) is the source of this 4288-nucleotide messenger RNA. It is a transcript of the gene mybl1, whose product is annotated as v-myb avian myeloblastosis viral oncogene homolog-like 1. The transcript has 15 exons. Gene Ontology annotation, biological process: regulation of DNA-templated transcription. Gene Ontology annotation, cellular component: nucleus. The record is from RefSeq and is a predicted model, not a curated record. Lineage: Eukaryota; Metazoa; Chordata; Actinopteri; Cypriniformes; Catostomidae. Bases 112 to 2277 code for a protein of 721 amino acids. Gene Ontology annotation, molecular function: RNA polymerase II cis-regulatory region sequence-specific DNA binding; DNA-binding transcription factor activity, RNA polymerase II-specific.
CAGUGGCAUGUGUGGAUAAAUGUCAGGGUGCUUGAUUGCUGUGUUUCGACCACAAGGAGAUUUGCAACAGUGAAUAUUUUUAACACAGAACUGGGCUUGACCACAGUUGACAUGGCCAACAUGAAGUCUCGCAGUGAAGAUGAGGAUGAUGAACGUCAUUCUACAGACCCUGACAUCAGAGACCCCAAAAAUUCAAAAAAGACCCUUUGCAAAAUUAAAUGGUCCCGGGACGAGGAUGAUAAGCUAAAGAAACUUGUUGAGCAACAUGGAACUGAUGCUUGGAAAUUAAUCGCUAAUUAUUUUCCAACAAGAACAGAUGGUCAAUGUCAGCACCGUUGGCAAAAGGUGCUCAACCCAGAGCUGGUGAAAGGACCCUGGACAAAAGAGGAGGAUCUGAGGGUGAUCGAGCUAGUUCAUAAGUACGGACCCAAACGGUGGUCAGUGAUUGCCAAGCACUUACAGGGCCGCAUAGGCAAACAGUGCAGAGAGCGCUGGCACAAUCACCUCAACCCAGAAGUGAAGAAAUCCUCCUGGACUCAGGAAGAAGAUCGCAUCAUCUAUGAUGCUCAUAAACGCCUGGGCAACCGCUGGGCUGAGAUCUCAAAGCUGCUGCCUGGAAGGACAGACAACUCCAUUAAGAAUCAUUGGAACUCCACCAUGCGCAGGAAGGUAGAACAUGAGGGCUACUUACAGGAGGGUAGCAAGUGCUAUAGCAGUGACCCUGGCCAGAAGAAACGGACCAAAGCCAACCCAGCGGUGGAAUAUCCACACGAACAGAAUCAAGUGAUCCUGAGCAACCAAUCACAGCAGCACAGAUACCCGUAUGGUUCACAAAGGGGCCACUGUAUGGACAACAUUACAGUUGAGGUCUUUAGCUUCAUGUCGAAUCCAGAGAGCUACUCCAGCUGGUCAGACAGCCUCCCUGAUGAUACUGUGACCACCACAGAAAGUUUGGACGAUAGAGGUGGCGAGCUGUGUCAAUUACAGGAGGGCCAGGCUGCUGCUGUGCCUCUGCCAGUCUCUCCCAGCAAAUUCCUGGCUGCUGAGGCCAGCGCUGUGUUGUCCACUCUAGAGACCAUACCAGAGUUUGCAGAGACCAUGGAGCUCAUAGACUCGGAUCCUCUGGCCUGGAGUGAUGUGACCAGCUUUGAUCUCUCUGAGGGAGGCCCCUCUCCGAAGCCCACUAACCCCACUGGGGCUUGUCCAGCAGUGAAUAGAAGCACAGAAGGCCUUCGUUACCCAAUAAAUUCUCCCACUGUUCCAGAGAUGAGCAUACAGUGUGCCACCGUGAUCCAGGGCAAGUCUGUUACUCUCUCCAACACCUGCAUGAACAGGUUCAGUACUCCACCACUUUCCAUUAUGAGAAAGAAGAGAAGAGACAGAGGGGAUCAGUCCCCUCCAGAUGAAAGAAACUGCAGCCCUUUUAUAGACAGCAGUAGAAACUCACCCAAAAACACUCCUGUCAAAGGCCUACCCUUUUCCCCAUCUCAGUUUUUCAACGUAUCUGGUGGUGAUCCCCUGACCCUGGACAAUCCUGCUCUUACGUCCACCCCAGUGUGUGGUCAGAAAUGUCUUCACAACACACCCCACCAGAGAGAAACCACACCAAAACACCAGAAAGAAAAUGCAGGUUUCAGGACCCCCAAAAUCCAUAAGAACAUUAUGGCCCACACCCCAAGGACACCCACCCCUUUCAAAAAUGCCCUGGCUGCCCAGGAGAAGAUGCAUGGGCCAUUAAGUGUUGUGCCCCAGCCUCUGGCGCUUCUUGAGGAGGACAUUAGAGAGGUUCUCAAAGAGGAAACAGGGUCUGACAUAUUCACACAAGAGCAGAUCCAGCUUCAGUACAGAUCUUAUGAGCAAAUGGACGCUCCUGCUAGGAAGGUGAGAAAAUCUUUGAUGUUGGACAGCUGGGAAAAAGACUGUCUGAAUGUACAACUGUUUCCCCAACAGACGAUUAACAACAAUGGACCAUCUUUUAAAGAUGGUCUACUGACCAGAUCUAUGCUCAUGAUGCCAUUUGCAGAGAGAGGGGAGAAAUCUUGCUCUCCUGAUUCAUUGAAGGGUUCACUUUCCAUGGUCUGUUCCCUUAGCCCACUGGGCAAAAGAGAAGCCGUGAUCCAGAGGAGCUCACCUCACAAAACCCCUCCACAGCAGGCCAACGAGUGGGAAUCGGUGGUCUUUGGGAAGACGGAGGAUCAGCUGAUUAUGACCGAGCAGGCGAGGCAUUACUUAAAAACCAAUCCCACCACCUGCAUUUCCAGAGCUCUCGUCCUCUAAACAUUAAUUCUGCACUAUAGCAACCUUCCCUCUUCCCUUUAUCACACCAACAUUUAACCUCUUAGACAAUCUGGUGUAGGAAACUCAAGCGUUCACUGAUGUUUGCUAAACACCUACUAAUAUAACAAUGUAUUGCUUUGUAUAAAAAGACUCAUAUGCUGGAGAUGUAUUCUUAGCAGAGUGAAUGCUGGUUGUAUUCCUGCUAAAAUACAAAUAGCACUAGACUAGCAUAACUGAGUUAACGUUAUUUUAACCUAGAGAUUUUUUUUAUCCGGUUUAGCCAUAGACAGUGCGUUGAUGUUUAAGGGCUGCUUUUAAAUAAACAUUUUAAGAAAGGAAUGAAACUUGUAAAUUACAUUUUUAGAUAGUUUAAAGCUCUUUUUAGAGAAUUCUAUAGACUGUGUUAAGGAUAGGGGAGCACUGGCAGUGUUGCACUACUGUGGUUGUUUGUUAGGGUGAGGAGCAGAGACAGUGUUGAGGAGUAACUGGAUAGCACUUGCAAUGUAAUCGUUUCCGCUCCAAACAUAACAAAGGUUCCACCCCGAUUAUUGUUUUGUUUUAUUUCCAAGUAGGACACUCACUGAAUGUAUUGUAUAGAAUGAAUCUGCUAAGUUAAGGUCUACUGGAAGGUACCUCACUAGUGUUGCUUUUGUUCCAUUAUUUUUCUACUCUAAAGUGAAGGGUGUUGAAAUGAAUUGUAUGUCGAACAUCUGGACAGACUUAAUAUCGCUGACAGGCAUGUUUGUGACUGAUAAAUACCACAUCUUCAUUGCUAUGAAAAUGUUCUCAGUUUAGCUAAAAUCAUGUUUGGUACUGAUAUCAAUGCGCACGUUGCAUUUUAAAUAACACGUUCCAAGAACAAUAGGUGAGAGUCAUUCAUUUAUAUCUGUAGGAUCUAUUUAUUUAAUCUUUACUAAUUUAUUUAUUUCAAAGAUAUAAAGAGAAUGUCUAAUUAGAUUUCUGUUCUAUUAAGAAUUUGACUACCUUCCAUCACAUUUUUUUUAUUUUAAUAACACUGCCACUAAUUUCGUGCAUCUAGGUUGGACAGGUCUUUACAGAAGGUUUAACAUCCUUUCAAAGAUUCCGUCUUCUGUUGAUUUGAAGUCAAUUGGUUGACCAUAAAGGUAGCAGCAAGCAGCAUUCAGCCUCCAAAUGUUCGAAGUAGGCAAAUUGCACUUUUAAAUAUUGUAUAAAUGUUGGUUUGUCUCUUGUUUUAUGUGGGGAUCUUUUUUCUUUUCUUUUUUUGGGUGGCCAAACACAUAUACACAUUAAAACAUUGACAUGUCAGGAUGACAUCUGAAGUCUCUCACUUUCUCUCUGUUGGAGAACGUAUGUAAGGUUGCUCACUGCUACUGAGAGUCACAGCAGGAGUGGACAUGAGCAUAGUCUGUUGGAAGAUGUGUUAGGACUGUGCUUUUUUAUUAAGUGAAAUGUUUUUGGGGAUUUUUGCAUCAGCAAGAACCCAUGUUUAAUAGUUCCAGGUUAUUCACAUUGAUACCUUAGUCUGGGCAAGGAAAGACCCCAAUGUUAAAGGAUUCAGCAGUAUUAGCUAUGUAUUGGCAUCCCACUUAAAAUAAUUGUCUUAUUAAAGUUUAAUUUUAAUACUUUUUGAGUUUUUCUACAUUAACCCAGCUAUUAAAAUAAGACUGACCAUAUGCGUUAAAAUAUACACUACUAUGUAGAUUGCUGAUUGUUGAUGCAUUUACCAUCUAUAUGAGAAGAAUUGAAGUGUUUUUUAUUUUUAUUUUUUUAUUUAUUUUACUGUCCCAUGUCUUUGUCUUGUUUAUUAUUGGGUUUUUUCUGUAGACGUGGUAAUGUGUGUAACAUAACACGGACACUUAUAUAUAUUGAGGGAAGCAAGUACAUGUUGCAGAUUUAAAUGCAUGAAAACAAGCAGCACACUUCAUCUGACAUACUCAUUUCUCAUGGAAUAUGUAUUUGUCAUUUUCAGCAAAACAAUUAUAACCUGCUUCUCUGAUAUUACAACAAACUGUUUAAUAACCAUUUUGUC